Molecule: messenger RNA, 1690 nt
Organism: Aplosporella prunicola CBS 121167
Lineage: Eukaryota; Fungi; Ascomycota; Dothideomycetes; Botryosphaeriales; Aplosporellaceae
Exons: 2
Coding region: 1-1434 (477 amino acids)
Molecular function (GO): protein-folding chaperone binding
Source: RefSeq, a predicted model, not a curated record
AUGAGUCAGUCCCUACGGACCGUGGCGUCCUCAGUAGCAGUGCGCGACUACAUCAAGCAGUACCUCUCCGGCGCCCACGGCAGCGACAAGGGACACCAGCAGGAAACGACAGCGGUGCAGCAGCUCGGUCGCUGGUUGAGUGCGAACGGCCUCCCGCUGCCCAGGGCUGUGUUCGGAUACCCCGACGCGCGCUCGUCUGAUAUUGUUGGGAGGGGCUGGUCUGCCGACGUCGUAAGGAAGGCUGCUGGUCUUUUCGAGGGCCCUGUCAAAAAAGUCGUUUCCGCAUCGGGCCUCGUUUCCACCUCCGGCUCGGACUUCGAUACAGUCUCGGCGACUGUCCUCGUUUUCACCCUCAUCCUAGGCGUCCUCAUCGGCAUCCUCGGCGUCCGCACAAUGUCUAGCUGGUCGUCGCGCUUCGGCUCAUGGAGCGGCAAGUUCAGCCCCUUUGGCCGGGGCGACAGCAGCACGGCGCCCGUCACCGACGCCGACUUCAGCUACAUCACAGCCGAAGAUCUGGCCGCGUCACAGAAGAACCUCGCAGCCGGCAGCAGCAGCGGCGACACGGACGCGCUGGUCCUCAAGCACAAGCGCGUCAGCUACCCGGUGCACUUUGCGCGUGGGGCCAUCGCCUCGGGCGCGCUGGGCGUGCGCGACGUCCGCGCCGCCGCGGCCCGCCAGCUCGGCGUCGACGACGCUUCCCGCGUCAAGCUGUUCCAUAAAGGCCGCCAGCUGAAGGACGGGAUCCCCGCGCGCGCCGCCGGCCUCGCCCCCGGCAUGGACGCCGAGAUCCUGUGCGUCGUGGCCGAGGGCGCGCCGUUCGGGGCGGGCAUGACGAGCGCGGAGCGCGCGGGGCUGGGCCACGGCGGCGGCAGCGGCGACGACGACGACGAUGACGACGACGACGGAGACGAAGACGGCAGCGCCGCGCCCGGCGGCGCAUCCAAGAAGAAAAAGAAGCGCAGCAACCGCCGCGGCGGCAAGAAGAGCCGCAAGGCAGCCGGCGGCGGCGGCGCAGACUCAUCCGGCACCGCGACGCCCAACGGCGGCGGCGUGUACAGCACGGGCGGCGCGGGCGCAGAGUUCCUGGGCGGCGCAGGCAUGGCGGGCCCGAUCCCGCCAGCACACAAGCCCGCGCCGGCGCCCGCGGCGCGCCCAGCGCCCCUGUCCCCGCUCGCCCAGCUCGACGCCAUCGAGGCCUCGUUCCGCGAGAACUUGGAGCCGCUGUGCGAGGCGUUUAUGCGCGCGCCGCCGGCCGACCCUGCGAAGCGCGAUUUCGAACAUAAGAAGCUUAGCGAGACGGUGCUGGCGCAGGUGCUGCUGAAGUUGGAUGCGGUGGAUACGGCUGGGGAGGAGGAGGCGAGGGCUCGGAGGAAGGAGCUGGUCCGCUUGUGUAAUCGCGUGUUGGGGGGGCUGGAUGAGGUCGUUAAGUCUUAGGGGUGGGGAUGGUUUGGAGUGGGUGAUUUGGGGGAAGGGGGUGGUUUAUGGGUUUAUGGGUUUGGGUUUGGGGGUUAUAGCGGGGGGGCGGGUAAAGGGCUUGUUACGAUAGAUGUGCGUGGUUAUGUAGGCAUUGAGCGAGUGAUUUGGUUCAAUUCAGUUCAGUUCAGUUCGGUUCGGUUCGGUUCUGGAUGGAUAGGUAGGUAGGUAGACAAACAACAGACAACAGACAGAACGAAUGCAUGGGUAGUUAAGC